Messenger RNA from Fonticula alba, 668 nucleotides. RefSeq lists its product as hypothetical. NCBI's taxonomy places the organism in Eukaryota, Rotosphaerida, Fonticulaceae. The record is from RefSeq and is a predicted model, not a curated record. The transcript is spliced from 4 exons. Bases 193 to 618 code for a protein of 141 amino acids.
GGAGACGGACGGUCGCCGGGGGGCGGGCCAGCGGGGAACGUCCCCGGCCGGCCGGUGCUUGACGCGGCAUUUUUUUUUUCUCGGGGCGGGGCACUUCCUUUGAGCGGGAAUCAAGCCAUCAUCUGCCCCCUCCUGUCGCCCUUUUGCCCCGACCAUACCCUUCCGUCGCUUUUUUUCUCUGCCCUCCCCAUCAUGUCCACACCCGCCAAGUCGGUCGUGGAGGAUUCCCCGCCCGGCGUUGCCGCCGAGCAGCCCCCCCUGCGGGUGCCCUUCUCGGCCACCAUUCCUGACACGCCGAUUGUCGUCUCGGCCAUGAGCAUGGACACUUUGCAGUCGGCCAAGUCCGACCUGGCCGACCGCAUCCAGUCCCUGGUUACUGAUGCCGGCAAUUCGGUGAAGCACUGCAUCCGGGGGACGAACGUGCAGAAUGAGCUCGCACGAAUGAGCAAGAACCUGGCACAGGCCGAGCCGGAUAUCCUGUCCACCGGCCAGAGCGUCCGGCAAAUGCACAUCAGCGUAAAUACGCUCAUUGGCCAGGCAUACGAGGUUGAGCGGCACAUGCAGGCCAUCAGCUCGAUCAUCGAGCGGGCUGACCCGUCGAUGUGGCUGGUCGAGUGAUUGCGCCCCUGCCCUCAGUGUUUCAGAAUCAAUGCAUGUCAAUCCCCUCA